AUGGAGGGCAUACUCGACUUCUCCCGAGAGUUCGAUGUUACGCUCAUGGACAGGGUGGUGAUGAGCUUCUACUCCGGCGCAGGGGCAGAGCAACAACUCGCGCAGCAAGUUUUGACUCAAUUUCAAGAGAGUCCGGAGGCAUGGACACGGGUUCCUGAUAUACUUGAACGUUCGUCUUUCCCCCAGGCGAAGUACAUCGGGCUACAAAUCCUGGAGAAGCUGAUCACAACACGAUGGAAGUCUCUCCCUGAGGGUCAACGACAAGGGAUCCGAAAUUUCAUCGUCGGCAUCACCGUCAAAAUCGCGUCGGAUGAGGCUACAAUGCGGAGAGACAAAACGUACCUCAACAAGUUGAACCUUGCACUCGUCCAGAUCUUGAAGCAGGAGUGGCCCCACAACUGGCCAACAUUCAUCCCCGAGUUGGUCGAGUCCUCCAAAACCAACUUGUCGCUGUGCGAGAACAACAUGAUCAUCCUCAAGCUUCUCUCUGAGGAGAUCUUUGACUACUCGGCGGAGCAAAUGACGCAGGCGAAAGUCAAGAACCUGAAGAACCAGAUGUGUGGCGAGUUCUCAGAGAUCUUCAAGCUUUGUUCGGAGAUUCUUGAGGAGGCGCAGAAAGCUUCGCUCAUCAAGGCGACUUUGGAAACGAUGCUCAGAUUCCUGAACUGGAUCCCUCUUGGCUACAUCUUUGAGACCACAAUCAUCGACGUACUGCUGAACCGGUUCCUAGAAGCACCGGAGUUCCGCAAUGUCACCCUGAAGUGCUUGGCAGAAAUCGCCUCACUCAACGUUGGGCCUGAGUACGACCCCAAGUUUGUCAUCCUGUUCGCCAUGGUCAUGACUUCCGUCAACCGCAUGAUUCCCCCGAGUACCAACAUUGCCCAGGCAUACGCGAACGCCGCCGACGCUGGACAAGAGCUGGUCCUGAACCUCGCGCUUUUCCUGUCGAACUUCUUGUCAAAUCACCUCCGUGCAGUUGAGACAGAACAGAACCGCGAUGUUCUCCUCAAUGCUCACCUCUACAUGGUCAAAAUCUCCCAAGUAGACGAGCGUGAAAUCUUCAAGAUUUGUUUGGAGUACUGGUUGAAGCUUGUCGCGGAGCUUUACGAGGAGAUCCAGAGUCUACCGAUGGGCGACAGCGGUCUCUUGAUGAACCUCAGUCUAGGUGGCGGCAAUGCUGUUCUCAACGGCAUCUCAUUGCGCAAGAACAUCUACAGCGACGUUCUCUCAAAUCUUCGCCUCGUAGUCAUCGAGAAGAUGGUGAAGCCCGAAGAGGUUCUGAUUGUCGAAAACGAAGAGGGUGAAAUCGUUCGAGAAUUCAUGAAGGAAAUCGACACCAUCGUUCUCUACAAGUCUAUGCGCGAGUUGCUCGUGUACUUGACUCAUCUAGACGUCGCGGAUACCGAGAACCUCCUCACCGAGAAGCUCCAGAAGCAAGUCGAUGGAUCGGAAUGGUCAUGGCAAAAUCUUAACACGCUCUGCUGGGCCAUUGGCUCCAUUUCCGGAGCUAUGAACGAGGAGACCGAGAAACGUUUCCUGGUCACGGUCAUCAAGGACUUGCUCGGGCUUUGCGAGAUCAAGCGCGGAAAGGACAACAAGGCUGUCGUUGCCUCGGACAUCAUGUACAUCGUCGGUCAAUAUCCUCGGUUCUUGAAGGCGCAUUGGAAAUUCCUCAAGACGGUCGUCAACAAGCUCUUUGAGUUUAUGCACGAAACUCACGAGGGUGUUCAGGAUAUGGCAUGCGACACGUUCAUCAAGAUUGCGCAGAAAUGCCGACGCCAUUUCGUCAUGCAGCAGUCGGGAGAGUCGGAACCCUUCGUAGACGAAAUCCUCAGGUUGUUGCACCGAAUCACGGUGGACCUCUCUCCCCUGCAGGUUCACACUUUUUACGAAGCAGUAGGCUACAUGAUCUCAGCACAGCCUAACAAGCCCCAGCAAGAGAAGCUCAUCGCGAAGUUGAUGGAGCUCCCCAAUAAUGCGUGGGACUCGCUCAUGACCCAGGCGGCGCAGAACAUGGACGUCCUCAGCGGCCCGGAGAACAUCAAGAUUCUCUCCAAUGUCUUAAAGACGAACGUGUCUGCCUGCACGUCCAUCGGUACUUUCUAUCUGCCACAGAUUGGGAGGAUCUUCUUGGAUAUGCUCGGCCUAUACAAAGCAGUCAGCGGCAUCAUCAGCGAGACUGUUGCUCGGGAGGGUGUCAUUGCAACGAAGACGCCGAAGGUCCGGCAGCUCCGUACCAUUAAAAAGGAAAUCCUCAAGUUGAUGGAGACCUUCGUCAAGAAGUCGGAAGACCUCGAGACGGUGAACUCCAACUUCAUGCCGCCAUUAUUGGAUGCCAUACUUGGGGAUUACAGUCGCAAUGUUCCCGCAGCUCGCGAUGCAGAAGUACUCAACGUCAUGGCCACCAUCAUCGGCCGCUUGGGGCCCCUGCUAACGCCCCAAAUUCCCGCCAUCUUGGAAGCGGUCUUUGAGCCAACAUUGAACAUGAUCAACCAAGACUUCUCUGAAUUCCCUGAGCACCGCGUCGGAUUCUUCAAGCUCCUCCGCGCCAUCAACCUGAACAACUUCCCUGCUUUGUUGAACAUCCCUCCACCCCAGUUCAAGCUGUUCACGGAUAGUAUCAUCUGGGCAAUCAAGCACACGAUGCGCGACAUCGCUGAAACUGGUCUGAACCUGUGUUUGGAAGUCGUGAACAACUUCGCGGGCGCCGACCCAGCGGUUGCCAACUCGUUCUUCCAGCAGUACUUCCUCAGCAUCCUGCAGGACAUCUUCUACGUCCUCACAGAUACCGACCACAAGAGCGGCUUCAAGCUGCAGUCCAUGCUUCUGGCGCGGAUGUUCCAGCUUGUGGAGACCAACCAGACCACAGCCCCUCUGUACGACCCUGCAGCGGUCACAGAGCAGCCGAUGAACAACUCGAUCUUCUUGCGCCAGUACACAGCGAACCUCCUCAAGGGUGCUUUCCCCCACAUUCAGAACGCCCAGGUCCAGACGUUUGUCGUAUCACUCGGCGAGUACCACAGCGACAUCAACCGCUUCAAGCUCGCUCUCCGCGACUUCCUCGUGCAGCUCAAGGAGUUUUCUGGGGACAAUGCGGAGUUGUACCUCGAGGAGAAGGAAGCCGAGGCCCAGCGCAAGGCUGACGAGGAGCGCGAGACGGCGAUGCGCAUUCCCGGUAUGCUCAAACCAUCACAGCUCGACGACCGGGACGAGGACAUCUGA
Epithele typhae is the source of this 3222-nucleotide messenger RNA. RefSeq names its product CRM1 C terminal-domain-containing protein. NCBI's taxonomy places the organism in Eukaryota, Fungi, Basidiomycota, Agaricomycetes, Polyporales, Epitheliaceae. The record is from RefSeq and is a predicted model, not a curated record. Gene Ontology annotation, molecular function: small GTPase binding; nuclear export signal receptor activity. Gene Ontology annotation, cellular component: nucleus; cytoplasm. Bases 1 to 3222 code for a protein of 1073 amino acids. Gene Ontology annotation, biological process: protein export from nucleus; ribosomal large subunit export from nucleus; ribosomal small subunit export from nucleus. The transcript is spliced from 16 exons.